UGCAGUUGCCACAACCGCACCAAAUCAGUUGUUAGCCGCAUUGGCAGAAGAGCGGACGCGUUUACGGUUGCGCAAAAGUUGACGAAUAGCGAACACAAAAUUCGAUAAGAAUUGGUGCAAUUGAAGUGAAGAAAAGUGUUGUAAAAAUUGAAAUAACUGUAAUUCAUAAUUCUGUGUCGUGUGCCGCUCACUUGCGUUUUUCAAAGCCAAGGUCCCGCUGAUAGUUUUUGUGCGUUCUUUGUGACUUUUGCUAGCGCGUACGCCCACGUAGCAGAUCUGUGUAGCUCGCCUCUGUCUGUAUGUGUGUACGCAAUACUCCAUUUGCCAGCGUAGAAAGUGUUGCGCUCAUUAGGCGCUUCUUUGUGUAAAGUCAACAAAGCAAUUCUUUCCGAACGACGCGAAAUAUAUACUUUUUUUAAUUAAAAAGUCGCAUUCAAAGAAUUUAACAAAAAUAAUAAAAAUCGUGAAUAACACAAACCAACAGCGACGAAUAAACAAACUCUUUGUAAAACAACAACAACACAAACAGUUUGAAAUUUCUGUUCCCCAGCUGUGAUCGCACCUUUGGCCGGUGGUAAAGAUGCGCUUUCGUUCCAGAACUGCAUCGUGGCUGCCCAGCAGCUGCCGCGCAUCGACAAAGCAGCAAGCUGCGGCGCACAGCAAUGUUGGUUACGGCAUUUUGCUUGUUGGUCUCCUCUUGCAGGUGCUAAUAGCCGCCGCGUCAGCCGGUGCCGUCACAGCCGGCAGUGGCGGAACGAAAGGAUUACAGCGCAUGCGGGCAGCGAAGGUAGCGCAUGUGCAUGGGCUGCAGGCAGUGCCGGAGAGCUUGAGUAACAAUGAGGCGAUGAUGACAAAGAACAAGCAAAGCAGGCAUGUUGACGGCAGCAAUCACUUGACUGGCAAAUAUGAGAUACGAAGUGUUUCGGGUGAGCCCAAUUACAAAUCCGUUAAUCUAACUUGGGAGGUUGAAUUCGUGCCCUCCGUCGAUUCGACGUCGUCGACGACGACCGAUAUUGAUGCUAUCACCAACAGCAGCGCCGAAGUGGAACCGCCGAAAGCGUUUCAGAUUUUCUUUUGUGAAUUACAGUCAUUUGGACCGCAUCGUUGUCGCUCCAAAUUAGUGAACGAAACGCAACAGCUGGAACCAAGCGGUAACGAUGACAGCAACUACAACGACAAUAACAACAACAACAACAAACUCCGCAAUAAGAACAACAGCAACAAGAACAAUAACGUAGAAGACGAAGCGGCGAAAAGCAGCCAACGGCAGAUACGCCAUUACGCGGUGCAAGUGGACAACCUCCGCAUGGCCACCAAAUACAGCUUCCACAUCCGACCGCAGGCGAAGCGCAGAAAUAUGAAAAUCACUGGACGCUCCGAGCUUUUCGGCAACGAAAUCGACGACGAAGCGAAGGGCGUGCCACUCAACGGCGGCCAAACUAUCAUUAUACCAACGAAAGGAUUUGCUGCACAAGCUACACGGUGCUUGCCACAAGCCUCAGAGAUCGAAGUGGAAACCGGUCCAUACUUUGGUGGGAAGAUUGUUGUAGAUGGUGGCAAUUGUGGCAUAAAGGGAGACCAGAAUGAUCCCACCGACCGUUAUACGAUGCGAAUUGAUCACAAAAUGUGCGGCAGUUUGGUGAAGCCGGAAACGAAUACGGUUGAAACGUUUAUAACGGUACAGGAGAAGUUGGGCAUCUACACACACAGCACCAGAAGAUUCGUCGUGGUUUGCAGUUUUCAAUCGGGAAUGCAGACGGUGCGCGCCAGUUUUACAGUGCCCGGCAGUGACGGCGUAGCCGCGCCUGUCGAAAAUGAUCCUUUCGAGCCAGAUGACCGUCUGGGCCGAGAACAACGCCACAUGCGUUUUGUGGACAAGAGCGCAUUGGUUUUGAAGGAGCAUACACCGCUGGAACCUGCAGCACCGGCAGCACACACGCAAGCUUUGGAAUCGGACGAAAGCAUUGCGCUGGUCCAAGAGGUAACCGAUUCUGCAAACAUCAGCGCCGAGGGUAGAAGCAAUGAAAGCAGUAAUAACGCUGCUAACGAGCUGUUAGCCGUCGACGGCAAUGACGCGCCGAACAGCGUGGCCAUGUUGGAGGACAUUGUGCCUGGUGUCAAUGAGCAGCACAUAAAGCACGCAGAUGAAGAGCUGAAGCUGCAGGAGAUGGACGAGCAGCAUGAAUAUGCUGCUGUGCCGACAGUGCCGGUGACGGCGGCACGUGCGGCCAAAUACGCGAAAUUAGUUCGCGAGCAGGCAGCCGCUAAUUUACUGGCAGAUGCGGCGAACACCAGCGGUACAAUGAGUGUGGAGCAGUGGUAUCACUUACACAACACAGCUGAGGGAAGAGGUUUCGCUUCCACAUUGGAGCGCAUUUCGUCGAACUCCGGCAGCAUUAUCAUCACCGCUUCGCUGUGUGUGAUAGUUUUGGGCAUCUUCGUGUUUGUCGUGUUUCGUGAGGCACGUCGUCAGCGCUACAUUCGCAGCAACAUUAAAAUGCAGCAGUUGCACUCGUCACGCGCUUCAUCGUCCACAUCGCUGUCAGCCAAUAAACCUCAACCAGGGAAGCGGACAAUGCCGCGUGCGCUGCAAGCUCAGCUGCCGCAGGGUUCCAUGUAGAAAUCCUAUGGCGGGUCUUGCCGUUAACUUAUUAUCAAGUAAAUUAGUAGGAAACCAGAGAGUAAAGUAAUAGUUUUAAAAUGAGAUUAGAUUAGUUGAAUAGCGUAUAAAUUAAGAGAGAAAUAUUAUAUUCAAUAUAGUAAUGAGUAAACCGUUGCAUACGCACCCGUAAAAUCUUUGACCAAACUCCAGCUAUGCUCAUUCGUCUUGUUGAAUGACAACGGAGCUUCGGCAUGAAGACCGUUGCACCAUUUAACUCAAGGUGACUGAGCAUAGAUGUGCAAAUCGUAAUUAAAUGAAUAUUUAGCUUCUGACUACUCUUUCAAAUAGCCAAAAAUAAAAAAUAAAAAUAAAUAAAAAAAAUAAUGAAAAAGCUCUCAGAUCGGAAAUACUUUUAUAAACAGAAAUUUCGAAAUCUUCUUCUUAGCACUAUAUAUAAUCUUACUUAUAAAUUAUUUUCAUACUAUUAGGAGUAUUAUAAGCGUUGAUAAAAUUAAAACAAAAGCGCUUGAUAUUUUACAGUUAUUUUAGUUAUUUCUAGACUCUGAGCUAUUUUAUUUUGAAUGACUAAAUAGCACGUACUAGCCUUUAGUAUUUCACUUCGACUUUAAAUGCUAGCAAUUAAGUUAAAUAUUAUAAUAUCAUAAGAUAAGCUUAGCACACUCUUUAAAUAAUCGUAUAUAAGUGAGAAAUGUAUAAAUUAUC
Molecule: messenger RNA, 3325 nt
Organism: Zeugodacus cucurbitae (melon fly)
Lineage: Eukaryota; Metazoa; Arthropoda; Insecta; Diptera; Tephritidae
Exons: 6
Coding region: 581-2620 (679 amino acids)
Source: RefSeq, a predicted model, not a curated record